UGAAGAUGGCGUGUGGAGGACGACUUCGCUAGAGAGAGGAUCCCUGUCAUGGCGCUUGUGGCUAAACUUCAACCUUUGCUUUAGUAAGAAACUUGCUCACAUCUGCAGCUCAUCUGAACCCUGAUCACCGGUGAGAGCUAAGGGUAGGACAGCCGCUGAUGCAGAAUCCCGCGAAUUUGCCCGUCCUCAUUUGAAGCUCUGUCUGGAUUGGCUCCACGGCUGGACGCGCGAGCCACGCGCAGUUUUGGACGACACGGGUACGAUACGGGAAGGAGCUCCUGUAGUGCUAAUAUAAUAAAAAGGCAUGACGCCCGGACUGCGGCUCCUCUGCAUACACCUUGAGCUUCACCAUCUCUCUUCUUUCUCUAUAAGUGUCCAGAGAGCUUCAUCAUAACCAACUCUCCCAUUUUCGAUUCACAAGCUGCCCACCGUCAACAUGCUUUCCACUGCCCUCACCACGCUCUCUCUUCUCCCCCUCGCUCUCGCUCACUUUACCCUCGAGUGGCCCGAAGCUCGUGGCUUCAGUGAUGAUACAUCGACUACUUUCCCGUGUGGAGGUUUCAACACCGUUUCUUCGAACCGCACCAAUUUCCCAACCAGCGGUGGACCCAUCCAACUUGACAUGGAGCACACACAAACCAAUCUCGCCGUGUACUUGGCUCUCGGUGAUAACCCUGGAGGCAACUUCAACACUAUCCUGCUUCCUCAGCUCUCUCAACAGGGUCUGGGAGACUUCUGCAUGGGGAUGGUCAACAUCCCGGCGAACUUGAACGUUUCAGCAGGAACAUUGGCUACGAUCCAGGUUGUGAGCAACGGAGACGGCGGUGGCGGUCUUUACCAGUGCGCCGACGUAGUCUUUGUUGACACCCCUCUUUCCACAACUGAAUACAGUGAUCAUUGCAAAAACAACACCGGCUCAAAGGUGGUUCAGGAAAACAUUUCCGGGAAUCCAAAUGGCACAGCCGCAAGCACGACUGCAAGUGCAACUUCAUCCGUGUCGGCUGCUGCCAGCGCUGGCGCUGCUGCAGCCCAGGCAACGGCGGCCUCCUGGGUAUUGGGUGUUAUUGGUAUGGCUGGACUUGCAAUGUUAUAGUUUGGCACAAAAUGGGACGGAGUUACAGGGCGUUUGUGCUAAAUAGCAAUGCAUGCUUCGAUACCAGCUGUGAUCAUCUGAAUAUUAGAAAUACUCAAAAAUACUUGCAAUCGGACUGCGAAUCAAAGUAUCCUUACGACAUGCACUGUGGUAAAAACCUUGAUAU
Dothidotthia symphoricarpi CBS 119687 is the source of this 1259-nucleotide messenger RNA. RefSeq lists its product as uncharacterized. The transcript is spliced from 2 exons. The record is from RefSeq and is a predicted model, not a curated record. The coding region runs from base 437 to 1093 and encodes 218 amino acids. Lineage: Eukaryota; Fungi; Ascomycota; Dothideomycetes; Pleosporales; Dothidotthiaceae.